GUGAUGCAGACUGUCAGGUGAUGCUGGAGCACUGCCAAGGAGGUUGCAAGGAAGCUGCGGGCAAGAUAGCUCAGAAUGUGUGCUCGCUCUUCCUUUGGCGGCACAAGUAUGACAUCAGCAAGCUCCACAAGCAGAACAAUCUUCAUCAGGGUUCGGACAACUGGGUGGCCGUGCACUCGCUGCAGACCCAGCGGGACGGAGGGAUCUUGGACCCUGAUGACCGGCUGUACGAUGUGGCCGACGACAGGGAGCAGAUCAUCGCCAACUUCGGGGAGGGGCCCGGCAGCCACGGCGGCGGGGAUGGGGCCUCCAGUGCCGGCACCUCUUCUCCCGACAUCUUCGUCGCUGUCGGAGAGAAAGGAGGUACCGACAUAGAGGUGACGGAUGAACACAUUGCCUCUGGAAUACCAGGACCUCUGCAAGUUAGGCGGGGAAGCGAGCCGGCCCUCAACCAAAUUUUAGUUAAUGGCAGUACCAACGGCGAGGCGGUCGGUGGUCCCCCAGUAAGCACCGACGCGUCCAAGCGGUGGUCUGCGGCGCCUCUCAUCACCGAGCCCAGGUCUUCCAGGAAGGAGGAUAGAGACAAUGGCAGGGAUGAUAGAUGGAUUACCUUAGAAGAAGAAGACCCAGUAACUUUAAGGCCUCCUCCAGCAUUUGCAAGAGAUGGAUCUAAUAGGUUAUCAAUACAAUUUUUUGGUGAUAAUGGGUACAGAUGGAGUGAUGCAGCUGACAAGGCAAUUUUACAUAACAGACUACAGUCACUUUCAUUACCACGUGAGCAUAAAAGAAGGGAACCUCUUGGGCAGGCUCAUGGUACAUCUCCUCAACCAACAGAAUCACCAAGUGAGAGAAGUGAAUUCAUCUCUCUUGAGACUGGCGGCGGAAGCCUCGGUCUUCACGUUGUUCCUGAUUAUGACUCAUUAGGAGGGGAGAGAGGUCUCCUGGUCCAAGGAGUUGAGCCAGGAGGAAAAGUGGAUUUGGAUGGUAGGCUAGCUGUGGGGGAUCGUGUGGUCGAGAUCAAUGGUGCCAACCUUCUUGGUCAACCCUUUUCUGUGGUGCAGGAAAUAUUCCGUGAUUCCCUUAGAUGUCCUGAACUGCGAUUAAAAGUUGUCAAAGGUGGAGCAUUGGGAAGUGUAGGUAGGAGUAGCAGUAAAAAGCAACCUCCACCGACACUUCCCAAGCCAACGUCUGUAGGUCUAACGCAAGAACGAGCUGAACCUAUCAACAUGAUAGGAAGUCAAGAAAGAUGUGUGAUUGGUUGCAGUAAAGUUGCUAUGACCCGCAAAGUUCCAGCUGCCGGUGCCAGCUUGCAAACUGGCAACACUCGCAAGUUGGGUAAGAAAGUGGAAAUUUGCCUCACGAAAGGUGACUAUGGUCUUGGGUUUAGUGUUACAACUCGGGACAAUCCUGCUGGUGGGCAUGCUCCUAUCUACAUUAAAAACAUUUUACCUAAGGGAGCAGCAGUGGAGGACGGUCGCCUCAGGCCAGGGGACAGGCUCCUAGCUGUGGAUGGUGUCGACUUAACUGGCAAAACUCAAGCUGAUGUGGUUGCUAUGUUACGAAAUGUACCUCCAGGUUCAUCAGUCAGCCUUACUGUUUCCAGACAACACAGCCCAUCAGCCUCGAGCGAUGGAAUGAUGACACCUGAGAUGACUUCAUCGACACCAUCUCCCAACAUAAUGAAAACACCCGAUAAAGAACCACAAAUGAAUCAUGUAAACCAUUCAUCAAAGAGUGAUGAUGGAGAAAAUACAGUCUAUCCGUGGAGGCAGCGUGAGAUCCUAACCCUCGAUAUUCCUGUGCAUGAAUCAGAAAAGGCAGGACUAGGAGUUUCUGUUAAAGGAAAGACUUCAGCAGGGGUCCAGGGAAGUCAGUCGUCAACACCACUUGACCUCGGUAUAUUUGUAAAGAGUGUACUUCAUGGUGGUGCUGCAUCAAGGGACGGGCGUCUGAAGACAAAUGAUCAGUUGCUAUCUGUUAAUGGUGUCUCAUUGGUUGGUGAGUCAAACUCUGUUGCCAUGGAAACCUUGCGAAGAGCGCUCCUCCGUUCAGAGGGCCCUGUCCCAGGCCAUAUCACCCUCACUGUUGCAAGAAAAUUGCACAGGUCUGACUCUAUCUCAAGUCUGCUCACGGAUUCCUCAGCUAAUACUGAAACUUUUGGCUGCCGGAUAGACGACAGUUCGAGCAGUCAGCCUCCUGCUACUGAAACGUCUGGAAACAGUGAGAACUCAGAUAACACUGUUAUUUAUGUGCCCCCUUAUAAAGCUCAAUUAGAAAACACCCUUGCCAUGAGGAAUCCUGUUGUUGAUAGGUUAACAAGUCAGUCAAAUAAUCUUAGCCAUCAUCUUUCGAAUCCACUCAGAAAUGAAAGUUACUAUCGAGCUACUCAUCAGACAUCCAUACUUCUUAACGGAAAACUCGUAAGCCCCACUAUUAAUAUACCACCUCAAGAGUCAGUCAUCAUUGAAGAUGAACUACCUUACAACAAUCAACAGAGAAAUGGUGAAAACGAAAAAAUAAGCAAUGGACAACAGCGAAAUAGCACCAGUAGUUCUCAGACUAACAACGAUAUAACAUAUGCCAGCCAACUUUCAUUAGAUGAAGGAGGAGGUUUUGCUCGUGAUGCUUUCGGGCGGCAAAGUAUGUCUGAGAAACGUCAUGCUGCUUUAGAUGCCAAAACUACAGACACUUAUCAGAGGAAUAAACGGGCCAGAGAGGAAAGGGAGAGAGCCAAUAGGGAAGCAAAUAACAAUAAUGAUCCUAAUAUCAAACCUCAAUUGGGACCAGCACUCGGAAUGAAAAAAUCGUCAAGUCUUGAAUCACUGCAAACUAUGGUUCAAGAGCUACAAAUGACUGAAGAGGAAGGUGGUGGAUACAGAGCUGGACAGACUGGAGUCAGGAUUGUAAGAGGCCGAGGUUGUAAUGAAAGCUUUAGAGCUGCAGUUGACAGGCUUGAUCCAUUGGCAGAAGACGAAGAUAGUCCUCUUGGCAGGCAACCAUCUUUAAAUACCUCCCUAGAAAGUAAAUCCAGUAAGGGGAAGAAACGACCCAGUCUAUUAAAAGGGAUUGGUUCUAUGUUCAGGUUUGGUGCAAAACGAAAAGACACAAUACCUACUGGUAACCCUGAGGAUGAGAAAGAAGCUGCAAGAAGAGCUGCUAAAGAAGAACAAGAAAGGAUACAGGAACAAUAUAGGAGGCUUAUUAUGAAACAACAUGAAUAUCAGCAGCAACAGCAGUUGCAACAACAGCAGCAACAGCAACAGAGGGAUAAACAGCAACAACUCCAUAUCCGAGUCGAGGAUGAGAAAUAUUCUUCUUUACCCACCACUGAGCCUUCCCGUACUGAGAGGAUAAACCAACUGAGGCUAGAGCAUCAGCGGAGACAUUCAGAGCGAAGGGGUCAUUACCCACUUGACGAACGGGAAGAAGUGUAUGAACAUCAUUUAAAACAGAAGUUAGAAAAUGGUGAAAUUGAAAAUGCCAUGACUAGGCCUGGUAGUCGAGUUGGAAUCACUGAUCCUUCGAGGUUCAGUCAUUACGUCAACUACCACGAAAUACAACAACAUCUCAAGGAAGAAAUAGCUGCUGUGAAACUUCGAAGGCCAAAAUCUCAAAAAGAGGCUUCAUCCUCUGAUGAAAGUCGAAGGCAGCAACAUUACCAUUCACAAAGGGCAGCUCAGAGAGAACCAGUCCACCGGCCCGUUUCAAACUUUUACGAGUACGAAUCAGUUCAAGCUGUCCUGAGGGGUGAGACCGAAGCUGGGUCUCUGCCAAGGAGGCCUGGUGAACACAUAACACUGAAUGGCUACAAUCCAGUUGGUCGCUAUUCUUCUGGCUUCGGCUACCCAUCACAGAUGAAUGGGCUACCUUAUUCAGCAGCUCAGUACCAGGCCAGGCCGUACAAACCUGGCCCAUUUGUCACCCAUGUCACCAUCAGGGAAACUCAACCGAAAGUAUAGCUCAAAUUUUUACCUCCUUGUGGAGGUUGCCCUCUAAUCCUAGGUUUUCCUGUGUAUAUAUAGCUGAUAAAUAAGCCCCAAAAAACUUAUCUCCUCUAAGAGGCUCUUUUGAUUGAAAAUAUCUACUCGUCUAAAAAUGAACAAAUUUUUAUAAUGUGUUUUUAUAAAGAGAUAGUAAUUAAUGUUAUUAUUGAUGCUUAAUAUGUUGUAUAUAGGUGUAUAGAAAUUAAUAAAUACCCUUUAUAGACUUUAUUGUAUUAACAUAGAUUGAAAUAUCAAUCGAAGAACCGAUUGAUCUUGACCUAAUGUAUUCUUCAUAGUUGCCUGGUAGUAAAAGUUGAUAACAGUUUAAAUAUUAGUUAACAAAUUUUUAAAUUUAAUUCUAGAUUGUUUUACUAUUUUUUGAUUUUUUUAGAAAUAAACAUUGAAAAACUUUUUUAAUUAGUAUGCCGGAGCUAGUCAGCAAAGUUGGCAGAUUGUAGAAUAAGAAAAUUCUGUAAAGAAGUUAUCACUGUAUUGAGUAUAGUAUGAUCUACUUCAAGUUUAUUAAUAAUUGAUCAAGUACUAUUGUGUGCAUUCCAUUUAAAUCUUAAAUUGUUAAUAUUGUGAAAUGUUUUUCAUUGUUAAAAUUUUUAGUACAUUGAGGAACAGAUUUUUCUGGGAUAUUACCUCAUUAUUUAUCGCCAACCGAAUAAUUAUCAAAUCAUAAAUUUUUACUGUGGAAAUGAUUGACUGAGUAAAUUAGUUCUGGGAUGACCAGAUAUCGGGGAAAAUGUUCACCAUUUCUUUCUUUCUAAUUAUCUCCUCUUCUACCUCUAUUAGAUUAGAAGUGAUAGAGGAUUUCCAAUGAACUAUAUAUAAUCAGAAAUCAUUUGUAAAAGGAUUUGAAUAAUUUAAAUAAUAAUAUUUCAUAUAUAAAUAAAAACAAAAUAUUUUAGAAAAACUAAUGUUUUUUAAAUCAUUAUUUAAUACUUAAUGCAGUUAUGAAAUCUGCCUGUUGACUACUAUUUUAUGUAUUUUCUUAUCCGUGAAAUGGACUAGUUUAAUAUUUUCAAAUGUACCAUAGCUCACUACUUUAUUUUCCUAUUACAGAUAAAAUGAUGUAAUAUUUGAAUAAUCAAUUACUACAAUAUUUGAGGCAUUUUGUCAUAAAAUAUGAUUCCUGAAAAAAAUAAUUACGAACUUAAAUGUUUGUUUGUUAAAAACAUUUCCAUUCCAUUCCAUUUGUUAAAAAGACACUUACCGUACUGUAAUACAAACAUCACAAUUCAAAGAAAGCAAACUCCUUCAGAUUCUGAGAACGAAAUCCUGUAAAAAACUUCAGUUUACAAAAAAUGUUAAAUAGCAUGUUCUAUGACCCAGUGCCUCAUCUUGUUUUGAGAAGUGUUUAAUUUGAUUACAAUGGCCUUCCAAUGUUCAGAGACUGUUGAUUAUUGUUGAUGUAAUUAAAAGAUAAAUUUACUAUAAAUCGUUCUGGCUGGUUUCAGAAAGGUGAAAUCAGAAAUUAAAAAUGAAAGGGAAAGUGCCAUUCCUUGCUAAGACUGUUUAUGAAUUUAAGUUUUUUUUUUUCUUCGUGCACUUAAUUACAUUCCAGCAUGUUUAAUAACUUUCCUAGAUUUGAUAUCAGUAUGUUUUUUAUUAGCAGCAUUGAUUUAGAUAUCAGGAUAUUGAAAAAGACAGACCUUUUUUAAUAAAAAAAAACAUAAGUUAUUUUUUUUUAUGCUACUUCAUGUUUUUGAAUUAUAUUAAUUAAUUUAUAUUUAAGAGAAAAGUAUUUCUUGAUUUUAUAUCCAUUAACAUCACUUGUUAGUUAUAAAUCAUAUUUUACAAUUUUUUGUUUUUAUUAAUGAAUGUUGUAGUUCUGAUUAUUUAAUAUCUUACAAUUAAUUAGUAUUUAUCAUAAUAGUUUAUAAAAUUGAAUUAAUUUCAUAAAUUUUAAUUACUUUCUUUGUUAAGCUGCUUAAUUUUAUGUACUAUAAAAAUUACAACUACCUAGUCUUAAUCGUCUUCAUGAUAAUUUUAAUAAUCUUUUACUAGCUUGCAUCUCUGCUCAAAUUAGUUACCACUUGUUACAACAGUUAGGAUUUUCGUCUGGGAUAUAACUUUUAAAAUAUUUCCACAUUAAAUAAUAUUUUCUGCGAAACUGUAAGGCUGUCACAUUCCUUCCAUUAUGUGGACAAUAAUUUAUUUACACUUUUAAUUUUGAUAAAUUAUAAAUUUUUUCUGUUGUUUAGAAUAUUUUAUAUUUAUAUAUUUUAAGAAUCAAUUUUAUUAUGUAUAUUUUCACAAAUCUUAUUGUUUUUAUACGUUGUAUAGAGUGUGUAUAUUCACUGAUAUUUUUACUUCUUACAAUCAUGAAAAUAAAUUUAUAAAUUAUUUGCUCUAAGAGAUUAUAUUAUGUAUAACAAAUAUUGUUUUUGUCAGCGAUUAAUAUCUUCCAUGUUGCUGAUUUUAUGAAUUUUAUUUUGGUUAAACUUCGGAAAGCUGCCAUAGUUAAGAUGUUAAAUGGGCUUUUAAUGUCAAAAUUUUGUGUGGAAUUUGGUCUGAAUGUAGUAUGUCAAAGUACUGAUAUGAUUUUAGAUAUUAGCGAUUGUACAUAUAUACAUAUAUUCAGAGUUAUAUUGUUAACUAUAUUUUUAUCUGAUGUUCUCUUCAUAGAUGAUAAUGAAGCAUAUCAAUUAAUUGUAAACAACUUGUGAUAUUUACUCCAUUCCAAAUAUUAUUUCACUUUAAUUUGUACUUAAAAUCUAUUGUGCUUGUAACAAUAGUGUUAUUUACAAUUAAGAACAAUAUAUAGAAUGUAUAGUGAAUAAUAAUUUUAUGUAAAUAAUAAAAAUAUCAGUUUAUGUGAUAAUAUAUUAA
Molecule: messenger RNA, 6821 nt
Organism: Nezara viridula (southern green stink bug)
Lineage: Eukaryota; Metazoa; Arthropoda; Insecta; Hemiptera; Pentatomidae
Source: the annotation of a GenBank genome assembly